Molecule: messenger RNA, 2128 nt
Organism: Oryzias latipes (Japanese medaka)
Lineage: Eukaryota; Metazoa; Chordata; Actinopteri; Beloniformes; Adrianichthyidae
Product: forkhead box protein B1-like
Biological process (GO): anatomical structure morphogenesis; regulation of transcription by RNA polymerase II; cell differentiation
Molecular function (GO): RNA polymerase II cis-regulatory region sequence-specific DNA binding; DNA-binding transcription factor activity, RNA polymerase II-specific
Source: RefSeq, a predicted model, not a curated record
UUAACUAAAUUCAAAUUAAUGGAGACAGAAAAAUAAAAUGUCUCGCUUUGAUCUUAAACUGAAAAACCAUUAAGAACAACUUUAAAAAUAAAAGACUUUUAAACUCAUCUUCCUCGCUGCUCUUCGUCGGUCUUCUCACCUCUGCAAACACGCACGCGCCGCAGCUCCCUCCGCUGCGCUCGCGGCUGCUGUGUGACUCUCCCUCCCUGUGCGUCCGCGUAAAUCCGCGUGAACCCCCCACCCCCCAGUUUGGGAUCAUGUGACAGCGGAGGAGAAGCGCUCCAUUAAUGGAGCUCCUCGCUCGUGUCGGCGCGCUGAGGAGCAGAUGUGAGGAGGACUCGGAGGAGGCAGCAGCAGCGGCCGCCGCCGCGCUCACCUUCCAGCUGCGCGCGCCAAACAUGCGUGCCAAGCACCGGGCCGGCCCCCCGCCGUGAGUACCGACGCACCGAGGAGUUGGAAGAGUUUGGCCAAAGUUUGCGCGGAGCCUCCAGAAUGCCUCGCCCGGGGAGGAACACGUACAGCGACCAGAAGCCGCCGUACUCCUACAUCUCCCUGACGGCCAUGGCCAUCCAGAGCUGCCCGGAGAAGAUGCUGCCGCUCAGCGAGAUCUACAAGUUCAUCAUGGACCGCUUCCCGUACUACCGGGAGAACACGCAGCGCUGGCAGAACUCCCUGCGCCACAACCUCUCCUUCAACGACUGCUUCAUCAAGAUCCCGCGCAGGCCGGACCAGCCCGGCAAGGGCAGCUUCUGGGCCCUGCACCCGAACUGCGGCGACAUGUUCGAGAACGGCAGCUUCCUGCGCCGCCGGAAGCGCUUCAAGGUCGGCGGCGCGCCGGGCGCGGACCCGCUGGUCGCCAGCAAGCCGCAGGACGCCGCGCACUACCUGCAGCAGCAGCAGGCCAAGCUGCGGCUGAGCGCGCUGCACGCCGCCGCCGCCGCGCACCUGCCGCAGAUGCCGGCCGGAUACAACCUGAGCGCGCCCGCGUCCAGCUUCAAACACCCGUUCGCCAUCGAGAACAUCAUCGCCCGCGAGUACAAGAUGCCCGGCGGGCUGCCGGCCUUCCCCGCGCCCGGAUACCCGCUGCACAACCAGCUGGCGCCCACCUGGCCGCACGUGUACGGCGCGGGCGUGAUGGACACCUGCGACUACCCGGCGGCCUACGGCGUCCCGUUCAAGUCCCUGUGCCACGGCGCGCAGACUAUGCCCGCCAUCCCGGUGCCCAUCAAGCCCACGCCCACGCCGGUGCCCGCCCUGCCCGCGCUCCCCGCGCACAUCCCAGCCUUCCUCGCCAACUCCCCGCAGUCUGUGAGCCCCACGUCCCCGCAGGCCGCCGCCGGUCACGGCAGCCCGGCCGCGCCUGCGGACGCGCCGCCGUCCGCGGGGCUCCCGUCCGCCGUGACCGUCCACUGACGGGCUUCCAGCAGAAAGGAACCUCAUUCCUUCACACGUGAGACUGGAGAUCUUUUAUGGUCCAGAACUUUAAGAUUAAUGACUGUAGCCCCCCUCUCCCCCCCAAAAGUUGGAAAAUCCAGAAAACCAAAUGUGUCCUCGUGCGUUUUGUUGUACAGUUGAACAGUCUCAGUCAGAGGAGGUGGAAUCUCAUUUGUGUGGAUCUGCUCCAGCUGGAGGCCGCGGGGCUCGGAGAACCUGCGGGUUUGUAGCUGCAUGUUCCUCCUGCGUGAAAAAGACUAAGCUUGUGUUUGUGAACUCCAUAUUUCUUCUGGGGAGGGGGCAGGAGGCCUGAAGGGGCAGGUGGGAUUUUUCUCCUGCGUCAUGUUUGCAAAUGGAAUCAUUAAAGAAACCUUGGUGGAGAAUCGGGUCUGAAGUUUCACCUUUUUGUCCCUUAAAGUGGUUCAAGUCGCCAGAACCGAAACAUCUGGAACCAAAGUUCCUUCUGCCGCCAAACCUUCAGAGCUCCUAAAAUGAAUAUUUAUUUAAACAACCAUGUUUUAAAUAUUAAUAUGAAUGUGGAUCAAAUAGAAUUACAACACAAAUGUCAUUAAAUAUACAAAAAAAAACACAUGAAUAAGAUUUAUUGUGCUCCUAAGUGAUUGAAAUAUUGGAUUUCAUAUAAAAGUUAAAUUUUUUAAGUGAAAAAAAUAAAUGUUUGGGUCUUUUUCCUGUU